Carassius carassius (crucian carp) is the source of this 6404-nucleotide messenger RNA. RefSeq names its product neurabin-1-like. The transcript has 20 exons. Bases 265 to 3567 code for a protein of 1100 amino acids. Gene Ontology annotation, cellular component: actin cytoskeleton; cytoplasm; dendrite. Lineage: Eukaryota; Metazoa; Chordata; Actinopteri; Cypriniformes; Cyprinidae. The record is from RefSeq and is a predicted model, not a curated record. Gene Ontology annotation, molecular function: actin filament binding. Gene Ontology annotation, biological process: actin filament organization; calcium-mediated signaling; neuron projection development.
CCCGGUUUGUAUGUCAUAUUGUGUCAAUUGUCUGGUGAAGUCCAGCAUGGUAGUUUGAUGUUAAUAGAGGAGCUGAAUUAAAAUGUUGUUCAAUGUCAUUCCUCUUUGGUUAAUGAUAUAAAUAGCGAGGACACAUUUAUUCCUGGGGUAACUGGCAUUACAUUUGAAUGCGUAGAAAUCCCCAACAAAAUGUGAUUGCACCCAACAAACAACCAGAAGGAAUGUUAGUGUAUAUUUGAGAAGACCUCCAUUGUCGAGGCUAAGAUGUUGAAGACGGAGGCCUCGGCAGAGAGGAAUACCCUGAGGAGCGCUUCCCCGCACCGAAAUGCCUACAGGACGGAGUUCCAGGCUCUAAAGAAGGCAUUUGACCAACCGAGACAAGAUGGAGACCCCAAACCCAAGGACCAGGACGGGGUCAGGCAGCCCCGAGGUCGGCAAUAUGGGGCCCAUGUCAGUCGCAUCAAGAACAUGUUCAUGCAAAUGGGGACUGAGGACACUGGGUCCAACAGACGAUCAAGGGAAGAGACCUCCCCACAGAAACUCAACAAGCCAACAAACUUCAUCAACAGGACAGAUGGGUCAGAGGUCAAGUUCCAGCAAGGGACUGGAGAGCGGACUGCCGGUGGCCCACAUAACAUAAAAUUCUCUGAAACAAGGAAACUCUUUGAGCAGAGCUCCAGAGAUGCUUCACAGUCACCCGUGUACUCUUAUGGCCGGGACAAGAGGGGUUCUCAUGAGCAUUUGGAUGACUGGCGGGGGGCGCGUUCAAACCGAGGCAGUACGGACUCUUUGGAUAGUCUUUGCUCCAGGACAGAUGCCUCAUCUCCCACUGUGAGUCAGCUCAGUGCUGUGUUCGAAAAUAUAGACCACCAGGGCUCCGGUGUUACUCUCAGAAAAGGCCACGGAGGCGGAAGAGGGCUGUGCUCCCCAGAUGGCUUACAGAGACAAGGGGAAGCCAGUGAGGACGACAGUGCACGACAGUCUCCAUCACAUGGUUUUUACAGGACACGAGUGGGUAGCAAGCACAAUCUGCCAGUUUCUUCAUCUUCAGAAGAUCUUCUUAGUCCUAGUCCUCUGUCGGAGACUGUGAAGCCUGAUGAGAAGAAGCCGCAGGAAACCCCAGAGUUGGUUGAUGGAUCCAGAGAGCCCAAACCAAAAGAUGAGGUAAAAUCAACCGAGGCCAUAGACGGUGCUUCAGCAGAGACUCAAGUCAAUGACACUGCAGGAAAUUCACAUGAGUCUACAGCUACCAAGGUCCAUGAGGACACAAGCGGUGAUGUGAAAGAGGAGUCUAGCCGGAUUACAGAGGAUCAAACUGAAGAACCAAAUGAGGAAUACAGUGGCAAUGAGAGAGUUAUUUUCAAUGCUGAUGGAGAUGCUUGCUACCAGGGCUGGGGGGAGAGCUGCACCGACCCCGAGGAUGACCUGUAUGAUGAUGAUCUUUCCUAUGACCCAGGAUCAGAGAUUACAGAGAUUCCCGGUCUUCCAGAGGAGGAAAAGGAGGCUGUUCCCCAAAAAAGAAAAAUUAGAUUCAGCUCUACUCCCAUCAAAGUGUUCAAAACCUACUCCAAUGAAGAUUACGACCGGAGGAAUGAAGAGGUGGACCCAGUGGCAUCCUCAGCUGAGUAUGAGCUGGAGAAACGGGUGGAGAAGCUGGAACUUCUCCCUGUGGAACUGGAAAAAGAUGAGGACGGCCUGGGCAUCAGUAUUAUAGGAAUGGGGGUCGGCGCUGACGCAGGCCUGGAGAAGCUGGGCAUCUUCGUCAAGACUGUCAUAGAGGGUGGAGCAGCAGAGAGAGAUGGAAGAAUUAAAGUGAAUGAUCAAAUCGUGGAGGUUGACGGCACCAGUCUGGUGGGAGUAACUCAGAGCUUCGCUGCUUCUGUCCUGAGAAACACACAGGGAGUGGUUAGGUUUGUGAUUGGCCGAGAGCGUCCGGGACAGCAGAGCGAGGUGGCACAACUCAUCAGUCAGACACUGGAGCAGGAGAGACGUCAGAGAGAGAUGAUGGAGCAACAGUACGUCCAGUAUGAUGCUGAUGAUGACGAGACAGGGGAGUAUGCCACUGAUGAGGAGGAGGAGGCAGGCCAGACGGGAACAGACAGAGAUGUGGCCAUUGAGGUUUUCGAUUUACCUGAAAACGAGGACAUCAUCUCGCCAUCAGAACUGGAUGCCACCAAACUUUAUCAGAAGUUUCGAGAGCUGCAGAUUAAACACACUGUCACUGAAGCUGAGAUCCAGAAACUCAAGAACAAGCUGGCUGCAGUGGAAAAAGAGAAGUCAAGGUGGGAGAGAGAGAAGACGCAGCUCAAGCAAAGCAUUGAGGACAAUAAGGAGAGGAUGCUAAAACUGGAGAGCUAUUGGAUUGAGGCUCAGACUCUGUGCCAUACGGUCAAUGAACAUCUGAAGGAGGCCCAGAAUCAGUAUCAGGCCCUGGAAAAGAAGUACAACAAGGCCAAGAAGCUCAUUAAGGACUUCCAGCAGAGAGAGAUGGAGUUUGCUCAUAGGGAGGAUGCAGAGAAGCAGAGGCUGGAGGAGGCGGAAAAAACUCAUUUGACUGAAAUCCAGAGUCUUCAAGUUAGGAUUGCUACAUUGGAGUCAGAGCUGAUGCAGCUGAUGAAGCAAAAUGGCAUCCAGGUAAACAACAACAACAACAGCGCUGAGAGCCGAGCCCAGCUGACUGAGAGACUGACAGCCUUACAGUGUCAGAGGAGAAGUGUUGCUGGAGCAGAUCUGUUUUUUGUGCUAGAACUGGACGAGCUGACAGGAACCAGUGGAACUCACCCUGAGAGAAACGAGAGGGGCUCUGGGCCUCAAUCCUCCAGGGUGGCUUGUGCCUCAGAGGCCAGGCUCAAACACCCGCAGCCUCAGGGACCUGAUAAUGAAGGCUCUUCAGCAAGUCGUGAUGAUAAAUCUGGCAAAAAACUUCUAGACUUGGGAUCUUCUCUGAGGAAGAGUCAAGGGAAAAAGCAGGAUCCAAAAGGAUCUCCUGGUAAAAGCUCCACAGGACCUUCAACAGAGAACAGUCCUGAAACAUGCAAGAGCAAGGGUCCUGGUGUCACUGAUGACCUCAGCCUCAGCAGCACCAGCUCCACAGAGGUCAGUGGCCUCCUGACCGAUGCUAAGAUGUCCAGCCGAUCGCAGACACUAAUGCUCUCCUCAGAUGAGAGUGUGGAUAUGAUUGAAGAUGAGAUUCUAGAUGACGGUCCUCCUCCGAAGCCGUACCAGUGGCAGAACCGCAGCGUGACUGAAUGGACAUGUCAACAGGUGUCAUGCUGGCUCAUGGGUCUGAACCUGGAACAGUAUGUCUCUCUUUUUACUGCCAAGAAUGUGGAUGGAGAGCAGCUGCUCAAGCUGGACAGCACAGCACUCAAGGCUCUGGGUGUAGAGUCCUCUCAGGAUCGGGCUCUCAUAAAGAAAAAGCUGAAGGAUCUGAAGGUGUUGAUAGAAAAAACUCGGAGAAACAGAGAAAAAAUGGAGAAACAGCGCAAGAAGGAUCUGGAGCAGAAUCAGAAACAGGGCCGGAAGAAUAGCUACUCCUCCGGACCAGGAGAGGGCGCUACUGAAUAACACUAAUCACCUUACUACUAUCUCACCAUUAUAAGUACAGAUGAGUUCAGCAUUUCACAGGACUGAAAGUUCAUUGCAAAAGGGGCUUAUUGCUAUUGAGCUGCCAUUGGAUGAAUUGAAACCAAAAUUUCUAAAUAUGGAUUUUGUUACUUUUACUGAACAAUAUUCAGGGUUUUUUUCUCGUUUUAGCAGAAUGAUAACUGCUUUUUUGGUUUCCUGUGUUUUACGUCCGACUAAUAUCUAUUUAUUUGCAUAUGGAGAAUAUGUAUAUAUUGAACCAGAGCAUAUCAGCUCAUAACUCAUCGGUUAAAAACUCUGCAUUACAAGCACCUUUAGACAUUGAGACAUUGCACAUAUGCAGAAAGCAUAUAUAUGAAUAUGUCUAACGUGCCAUAGUUUGUUAAAAAAAAUGUGGAAAGUUUUAAAACGAUGGCUUUGAAAAAGCACAGGUCUGAGAGAUAGUCUGAGAGAUCUCUUCACCUCAAAGAGUUUGAGUGCUGCUCACAAGAACCACUACAGUCGGAUUCACUGGCAAACACAAACCUUACUGUGAGAAGAAAGCCAUUCUGGGUAAUGAGAUAUCACGGACCCUCAUUGUGAAUAUUUCACUGUAUAAUUCGAACCUCCUGUUUGGAUCUCCUUCAUCGACCUGCCAGAAUUCAAGAUGAAUACAACUGAUGUGUAUGUUCUUCUCCGAGCUUGAAUCCUCCUAAUGAUCUUUGGAAGAAAAAUGGUAGCAAGGGGAUACUAAACAAUUUUUCAGGAGUCUGCCGUUUUAAACUCUUCUCUAAAGAUGCAAGACUUGUACUCUAAAAGAAAAAAAGACCCACUGCUGCUUCUAUUUCACAGCUACCUGCUUCUAGCCCUCUCCAUCGCCCUGAGCUAGAUUCUCAGUUAGACCCAAGUGCUGCCUUUUGAAGUGCUGUUUAGAUUUUUAUUUUAUUUUUAUGGUUUGAGGUUACAGUCUGGAUCACACCGAUUGUGUGAAUGCACCUCUGUUUUACCGGCAUCCAAAUGUUGUAGAGCAGAUGACAAAUGUGCACUUAAAACGGACCUAUCUACAGUAAACUACCAGUCAAAUGUUUGGGGACAGUAGGAUUUUUAAAGAAAUGAAUGUGUUUAGUCAGCAAGAAUGCAUUACAUUGAUUUCUAUUUCAAAUACAUGCUUUGCUUAGGAACUUUUAUUCAUCAAAGAGCUCAAAAUGUAAAACAUUUUCCAGAAAAACUCAACUGCACAACUGUUUUCAGUAUUAAUACUAUUAGUUGUUUGUUGACCAGCAAAUCAGCAUAUUGAAAAUGAUUUCUGAAGGAUCGUGUGACUAAAGACUGGAGUAAUGAUGCUGAAAAUUCAGCUUUGCCAUCACAGGAAUAAAUUAUAUCAUUAUUAAGAGUUAUUUUAAAUCGUAUUAAUAUUUAACGAAAGUAUUGUUUUUACUCAAUUUUUAGUCAAAUAAAUGCAGCCUUGAUCAGCAUAAGAGACUUCUUUAAAAAAAAAUCUUACUGACCCCAAACUUUUAAACCAUAGUGUGUUAUUUUAUCAGGCUAGAUUUUAUUCAGUUUAUCCUAGUGUUGUUGUUGUUGUUGUCUUUCAGUUUUUUGACAGAUUCACACAGCGAGCACCAUAACAUAGUCUUUUGUAAUGUAAAUUACUGCAUAGAGUAAUCAGUAUCACCUCUAUCAGUUUAUCCUGGGUUGUAUUUUUAAAUUUAUGCAAUACAUUUCACAUAUGUAUCAACUGUAAGUGUACAAAACACAGUAGCCUGCAGACAUUGUUUUGCAUUUUAGAAUCCACUCUGAUGAGUGACAUUAACCCAGUUUAACCCACAUUCUAUUCACUGCCCAAUUUUAUCAGUCCGUAUCAUAUUUUUCUCAAUUCUGCAUUUUUGUAAACAUGCUGUUUUUCUCAUCCAGGGUGAGACAUAUCGUUCAUGUAAACAUUUGAAUUAGUGAUUAUUUCCAUAGCAACACGAAGGCAGCUUCAGUGGUACUUGGGCACUGUACAGAGGACAUUAGGCAGUGCCUCAUGACCCUGUGGAUUUAUUACAAGCACUCAGAUGUGACUCCAUUGAAGAUUAUAUUAUUGUCAACUACUGAAUUAUUUAUCUCUAAUCAUUUUAUUAGCCUAUUUAUUGUUUUCCCAAUCAAAGAAAUGUUUGUAAGUCAGUUCACAUUAUUUAUGAAGCAAAAAAAAAAAAAAAAUACUACCAAAAAAACGUAAUUGUAAUCAAAAAGUGGAGAAUUAGGGGCUUGUAUGUUUGUUCAUUUACUCACCAUGCUCUUGUGAACAUAUCUUUAUUAUUGUAAUUGCAAAAAGUCUUAACAUUAUGAAAACCUUUGUAGCCCUCUGCUAUGAAUCACCUGAAAAAAUAUCCUGCUGUAGAUCCAAAUCUAACCUGCCUACCCGUUUAUGAUAUACUUACUUUUGUAUGUGAAAGUUAAGCAAUAGCUUUUAAUCCCGGCGUUUUUUAUCCAUGAGGAGACCGAAGACCGGGUCUGUCUGUUUGAAUGUGUCUGCGAGCAGGGAUAAUCAGGUACGGAUCUGAGGACAGAAAUCUGCUUCUCUUUCAUGGGUUAUUUGUUGUUUUCAUUGUAUGGCAGAGUCAGUCAGGGGAUAUAGAGGAACUGCACGCAACACCUGAGAAAAGAGCAUUAACCUGUAUAUUUUUUGUUCAUCAUACCCGCAUGAGGGACCUCAAUGUGCCAUACCCCUUCUUUCCAAAACUACUAAAUUCUGUCUUUUAUAAAUUAAAAGCCUUGUGAAAGUUUGUCAUGUUGGACUGUAAAUACACUUCAAAUGACAUAUUUGGUCAGAGAAAUACAGUGAAAGAUCAUUCCAA